Molecule: messenger RNA, 614 nt
Organism: Eimeria necatrix
Lineage: Eukaryota; Apicomplexa; Conoidasida; Eucoccidiorida; Eimeriidae
Product: AGC kinase TgPKG1, putative
Exons: 6
Biological process (GO): signal transduction; peptidyl-serine phosphorylation
Cellular component (GO): cAMP-dependent protein kinase complex
Molecular function (GO): cAMP-dependent protein kinase activity; ATP binding
Source: RefSeq, a predicted model, not a curated record
AACAAGACCACAUUCGACUAGAAAGAGAAAUAAUGGCAGAAAACGACCACCCUUUCAUCAUUCGCCUGGGGAGGUACCAGGCGCAGUUUUACCUGGCCUCGAUCGUGCUGGCCAUCGAGUACCUGCACGAGCGGAACAUCGCGUACAGAGACUUGAAGCCGGAGAACAUUUUGCUGGAUUCUCAGGGAAAAGGAUAUACUUUAACAGCAGACACUUGGGCCUUUGGGGUUUGUCUUUACGAAUUCAUGUGCGGCCCUUUGCCCUUUGGAAACGACGCGGAGGACCAGCUCGAGAUCUUCAGAGACAUUCUCGCAGGCAAACUCAUAUUCCCCCACUAUGUAACUGACCAAGACGCAAUAAAUCUUAUGAAGCGGCUUCUGUGCCGUUUGCCUGAAGUGCGAAUUGGCUGCUCAAUUAACGGAUACAAAGACAUUAAGGAGCACGCCUUCUUUUCGGACUUCGACUGGGACAGACUUGCAGGAAGAGAUUUGUCUCCUCCGCUUUUGCCCAAGGGGGAAAUCUACGCAGAAGACGCGGAGGAGGGAGGAUUGGACAUUGAGGAAGACGAGGGCAUAGAACUUGAAGACGAAUAUGAAUGGGACAAGGACUUCUAA